Messenger RNA from Kogia breviceps (pygmy sperm whale), 6369 nucleotides. Lineage: Eukaryota; Metazoa; Chordata; Mammalia; Artiodactyla; Physeteridae. The record is from RefSeq and is a predicted model, not a curated record.
ACCAGGCUCGGGGCGCCAGGAGUCGGGGGCAGCCCUCCGGGGCGCCGGGACCAUGGCGCUGCGCGCCCGGGCGCUGUACGACUUCAGGUCGGAGAACCCGGGCGAGAUCUCGCUGCGGGAGCACGAGGUGCUGAGCCUGUGCAGCGAGCAGGACAUCGAGGGCUGGCUCGAGGGGAUCAACAGCCGCGGGGACCGCGGCCUCUUCCCGGCCUCGUACGUGCAGGUGAUCCGAGCCCCCGAGCCCGGCCCGGCGGGCGACGGCGGCCCGGGCGCGCCGGCCCGCUACGCCAACGUGCCACCCGGCGGUUUCGAGCCCUUGCCCGCCGCGCCGCCCGCCUCCUUCAAGCCGCCGCCCGACGCCUUCCAGCCGCUGCUGCAACCGCAGCAGGCGCCGCCGCCGAGCACCUUCCAGCCGCCGGGCGCCGGCUUCUCGUAUGGCGGGGGUGCCCUGCAGCCGUCGCCGCAGCAGCUCUACGGCGGCGGCUACCAGGCCAGCCAGGGCAGCGACGAUGACUGGGACGACGAGUGGGACGACAGCUCCACGGUGGCUGACGAGCCGGGCGUUCUGGGCAGCGGCGCGUACCCGGACCUCGACGGCUCGUCGUCGGCGGGGGGCGUCGGCGCUGCGGGCCGCUACCGCCUGUCCACGCGCUCCGACUUGUCGCUGGGCUCCCGCGGCGGCUCGGCGCCCCCGCAGCACCACCCGUCGGGGGCCAAGAGCUCGGCCACCGUGAGCCGCAACCUCAACCGCUUCUCCACCUUCGUCAAGUCGGGCGGGGAGGCCUUCGUGCUGGGCGAGGCGUCGGGCUUCGUGAAGGACGGGGACAAGCUGUGCGUGGUGCUGGGGCCCUACGGCCCCGAGUGGCAGGAGAACCCCUACCCCUUCCAGUGCACCAUCGACGACCCCACCAAGCAGACCAAGUUCAAAGGCAUGAAGAGCUACAUUUCCUACAAGCUGGUGCCCACGCACACGCAGGUGCCAGUGCACCGGCGCUACAAGCACUUCGACUGGCUGUAUGCGCGCCUGGCCGAGAAGUUCCCCGUCAUCUCGGUGCCCCACCUGCCCGAGAAGCAGGCCACCGGCCGCUUCGAGGAGGACUUCAUCUCCAAGCGCAGGAAGGGCCUGAUCUGGUGGAUGAACCACAUGGCCAGCCACCCGGUGCUGGCUCAGUGUGAUGUCUUCCAGCACUUCCUGACCUGCCCCAGCAGCACCGACGAGAAGGCCUGGAAACAGGGCAAGAGGAAGGCCGAGAAGGAUGAGAUGGUGGGCGCCAACUUCUUCCUGACCCUGAGCACACCCCCCGCCGCCGCCCUCGACCUGCAGGAGGUGGAGAGCAAGAUCGACGGCUUCAAGUGCUUCACCAAGAAGAUGGACGACAGCGCGCUGCAGCUCAACCACACGGCCAAUGAAUUCGCGCGCAAGCAGGUGACGGGCUUCAAGAAGGAGUAUCAGAAGGUGGGCCAGUCCUUCCGCGGCCUCAGCCAGGCCUUUGAGCUGGACCAGCAGGCCUUCUCGGCCGGCCUGAACCAGGCCAUCGCCUUCACCGGAGAUGCCUACGACGCCAUCGGCGAGCUCUUCGCCGAGCAGCCCAGGCAGGACCUGGACCCCGUCAUGGACCUGUUAGCGCUGUAUCAGGGGCACCUGGCCAACUUCCCCGACAUCAUCCACGUUCAGAAAGGAGCUCUUACCAAAGUAAAGGAGAGUAGGCGACACGUGGAAGAAGGGAAGAUGGAGGUCCAAAAGGCUGAUGGCAUUCAGGAUCGCUGUAACACUAUUUCUUUUGCCACUUUGGCAGAAAUUCACCACUUCCAUCAAAUUCGAGUAAGAGACUUUAAAUCACAGAUGCAGCAUUUCUUACAACAACAAAUAAUAUUUUUCCAAAAAGUGACGCAGAAGUUGGAAGAGGCUCUUCACAAAUAUGAUAGUGUUUAAUGACUGGAGGUUGGAUUAUGGACUUUUUUUCAGUUCAAGGAUAAUUUCUACAGCAGAAUAAUAACUGCUAUCAAAGAGCUAUUGCCAACUGUCAGCAGUGGUACAAGGAUGGUUUUGUGUUCAACUGAAACUCGGCUGAAUAUAUAAUUAUGUAGGAAAGAAGCAGUUAAUAUGGUUAUAUAAUAGAAACAGUACCACACAUUGUAACUAAAUUAUACUAUGUAUGCCUACACUACCAUUGUAACUUUUGGAAUAAUGAUUAUACUAUUUGCCUUAUUGCUUUUUGAAGUAUGGGUAUUUUAGUGCAUACUUUGUAGACCUCAAAACCCAUGAAGGGUCUCAAAGAAGCUGGCUGGAUAAAAGCCUGCUGUGGAUGCCUUUUUACUCUCACAGAUUGGGAUUACCUAAAUUCAACUUAUUCUCUGUUUACAAACUCCAACUAGAGCAGCUAUGCGACUUUGUGCCUUUAGACUCUUGGUUUUUUCAUUUCUCCACCCCCCACCCCCUUUUUAAAGUAACCACAACUUUUCUGACUGAAAGAGUGAAAGGCCAGUGCACAUAAUGACAAACUGCUGGGAACCUCCUGUUGAUGCUGGGGGCAGGGUGGGAGGGUCAGCUGUCAUCAGUUUGCCCAGCAAGUUUUGUCUUCUGAUACAUGCUGGUGAGCACAGUGGAGGGACACGCAUGCCCAUCUUUGGAUGUGGUGUCUGUUAGGGAAGAAAACGGUGCCACUCUGUUCCCUUAGAUGCUACAGUAGCAUAGCCUCUUCACUCAAGUGUCCUGGAAACUUGGUGUGGAGAUUUCGUCGAACAUGUCUUACAACCCAGAGGAGGAGUCUAAUCAAUUGGAGACACGAGCACAGAAUCAGUGACAACACACACUCGGUUUUAAUUCUUAGGAGGGUUUUCUUUUCUUUUCUUUUUUUUUAGCUUGAAGAUUUUCUUUUAACAUUCAGUGUGAUUUUUGUUUUGUUUUGUUUUGUUACUGGAUCUACACUGUUAACUGAUGGAGACUCCACUGUGAUUCACUCGUUUACUUAAUCAAAAACUUUUCAGGGAUGUCUAUAAAAUUCAGUGUUAUACGUGAUGAAAAGUAGUGUUGGUUGAUCUAAGGAGGGACCAGAAAUAAUUUCUACUAUUCCAAAUGCUGGCGGAAAAAAGUAUUUGUUUUUGUUUCUGUUUUUAAGUAUUGAUAAGCCCCCAGAACAUUUAACCUUAAAAAUUACUUUAUAUUCUUUUAUUAUUAUAAGGGAAAUACAAUGGCUGAUAAAUACCAAAACGAUUCAAAAGCAGCUUAAUUUAAAAAGCACAAAGAGAUUCUGGUUAGAAAUGCCAGAAUCUCAAUGUUCUUAUAGUUGCUGAGCUCAAUAAUGUGAUUCUUGAGUUUACAGAUUUAAAAACUGUCACUGAAAGGUUAAAGUAUUUACUGUUUUUAAUGAAAUCAAACUUACGCUGCCUCAGAAAUCCCUGGGUAUUAAAAUGGUUAACAUAGAAGUAAAGAGGUCAGUUUGAAAUGCUUGUGAGUCACAUUGAUUAAAGAAAAGGGUCAAUUUGCAGAUAGUCAUACAAAGAGAAGGUUAUUGAAAUGAUUAUUCAACAGCAAAUUUACUCUUAAAAGUAAUCUCACAUGGGUUGAAUUUUUAAGAUCAGAGUAUCAUAAUUUUGAUCAAAAUUUUAUACCUUAGGGAACUUCGAGCCAGAUUUAACAUCAUGUGGCUUUGUCUCUACUACCAACAUGUGGAACUGUAACCAAAUAUAUUGUUCUUUAAAAAAUAACUUUCUCUUGUUGAUUGCAAAAUACAGUUCUAUAAACAAAACCCAUAUAUAUAUAUAUAUAUAUAUAUGUGUGUGUAUAUAUAUAUAUAUGUGUGUGUGUGUAUAUAUAUAUAUAUGUGUGUAUAUAUAUAUAUAUAUAUAUAUAAAUGUUAAUUUUAUUGCAGAAGUUUGGAGAUUAUAAUGAUAGCAUUUAAUUUAAGUUUGAGUUUGUAUUGGACAAAUAAGCACUAUGCUUUCCAAAUGAUUGGAAAAUCAGUUUUACUUGCCUCCUUUUUUGGCAGUGGUUUGAUUUUUUUUGUUUGUUUAAGUAAAAAAAAUCACUAAACUUUGCAAUGGUAGCACUGAAAUUAUCUGAGGCGUCUUGUAUGAUUGUGCUUUGGCCAGGGCGGACAUAGCUUAAAUUAUAAAAACUGAAGAUUAAAGAGAAAGGAAGUAUAAGUUCAUGCUGCCUAUUUAGAAGAGAACUUUCAUUCUUCAUAACUAUAUAACAUUAUAAUGCCACUGAUUCAUAAGGGGUUUAAAUUAAUUCUGUGGGGUAGGACACCGGAAUUAUUAGUGUUCAUUUUCAUCUAAGAUCUUUAUAUCUCUAACGUUCUUGGUCCUAUUGAAACAUUUCAGUAUACAAAAAUACUGCAAUGUUAAUACCCAAGAGAAAAGCCAUCGUAAUGUGUAUGCUGGUCAUUAUGAUCAGUGUGGUACAGUUUUUAAAAAUAAACUAUCAUGUCCUUCAUGCCAUUAUUUGUCUUUAUUUCUAUAAUUUAUACUUCAGAUAUAUGAUAUAUUUAGAACAGGAAGGCAUGCACUUGAGCUUGGCUGUGCUAUUUUAACUAGAGACAGAGUCGUUCAUAUGCUGUAAGUAUAAUGCAGCGAGCGAGACUGGUUCUACAGCCAUGCAUUGGAACCCUGUUUCUCUUCUAGGCUUUUGUAUCUGAAGGUACAGUUUAAAUCUGGAAUAAGGGAACACAUUUGAAAAUGAAACGGAAAGUCAGUGCUCCUUGGCUUGAAUAGUCAUAAUUGGGAUUUUCUUAGGCUUCACUGAUACAGUUGUCUUAGAUUUAUUCAUAACAAUACAGCAGAUUCUUAAAUGCCGAUUUUUAAUUGUCUUGAAUUUUGCUGCUGUUCUCAUCAUUAAGGACUUGAAAAAAUGUUUUAGUCUCUCAAGUCAAGCGUGUAAAGUUUAUUGUAUAAACUUUUAAAUGUCAUUCUUUCCUAAGUUCAUUUUUUCUAUUCAUUUACUAAGCCAUUUUUUCCAUUUAUGCUUUUAUUUCCUCAGAAUCGAAUACCAUCUCUGAUACUUUUAAAUCCAUAAUCCAGUUUUCUCAUUUCCAACCUUACUUUGGCUAACAGAAUAAGUGAAACAGGAUACUAUUUAUUUACAGGCUAAAAAUGUUGAAUAUUGUUUUUUUCCUUCAAAAUGUUAUGAUUAGUGCAGAUCAGCCAUGUUUAUCUUUUAAAAAUAAACAAAGGUUGCUUUAUUUCUCAGCUUCAAUGGAAUAUUAUAAUUAUUUUUUCUCCAGUAGUCAAGGAGGCAUUUAUUUAAUGUGAAAGACUUAUACAGAAACAUAGAAGAGUGAGUUCACUGUCUUAAGCUUCCACCUGCAGUUGCCAUAUAAAUUGUUCAUGAAAUUAUGUAGUAAAUUUGAUUAAUUUAAAUCCAUAAGCCAUUUGGGUGGUCCUACUGCGUAUCUGCUUAUGUUAGUAACUUCAGUAACUAUUAAGCUUAUAGCAAUAAAUUGUGAGUGAGAUGUUUUGGAAUAAUAGCUGUUGUGAGCCCCGCACCUGAUGCAGAGUAGGUACUUAAGGAAAGCACUUCACACGCUAUCUCUGUUGGAAACUGACGCUGUUGGCCGCCAGCUCAAACCAGCCUGAUCCAAAAUGUAAAGGGUCACGGGUGGGUACCAGAACCUGGCGAACCCCACACGGGGCCAAAAGUCCCAUCUUUUGGGACUAAGAACUAAGAACAAGAACUAAGCUUGCCCUCUACGUGGGGCUUUUUAAUUUGUCAAUUUCUUUUCUUUAUGGGUCUAUUUUAUUCUUUUCCUGUGGCUAGGCUUUCUCAGCACCUUCUAAUAUAUCUAAAAUGGCCAAGCCAUCUCGCAGUUCAUAAGUUUCUUGGGCCAGUGGUGGACACCUGACCCAAGCUGGACAAAUCAGCUGUGGCCUGGGAUUAGGGGGUGGGGCAUGAGAAGGAGAGGUUCCCUUAGAGGGUGUUUGAGGGAAGAAAGGAAACCACAGGAGCUAAUGUCAAGUCAGAGGUUUAAUUCCACUUGGUCAGGGUCAGAAUCAGCCAUGACAAGUUCCCCUUGGUCACAGGUAGAAGCAACCAACAAUUCUCCACGUGGUAGGCUCUGGUGAGUCUGAGGUGGGUGGUGUAGACUUCUAGGCAGAGUACAGAAGGGCGCUAUGCUGGGGGUCUGGGGGCAGGAACAUGGAAAAACCCAGCUGAGGAUUCACUUCUAUCCCAGGCCUCUGAAUUGGUGGGCAGUUAAUCUAGGAUUGGAUCAUAGCUAAAGCCUUUCUAGGGGUCAUCAGUUCCUCCUACUUGGUCCUGACCCUAGGAUGUCCCAAUCCCAUCAUUCCUGUGGCAGAGAUGGAGCUUCCAAAAGUGGCUUGUUUUAUUAAAGGCAGUUCAACUUCCUUGGGUGAAAAGAGGCUUAGAAA